UCCAAGUCACAUCACUCUGCCUGGAGGGAAGUGAGCUCUCCAGGCUUGGUUUUAAAUUUCCUGAGCUGGACAGAGUGUUGGCAGAUAAGGAGAUGAACACUCGAACAACCCCCCAAUACCUCUCUGUCCCCUGAACCUGCCAAGUCAACCGGACGCCUGACAGAUCCUUACCAUGUUUACAACUGCAAAGGUUCCUCAGACGUUUUCUACCCCGAGCUGGCAGAUUGAAAAGCAGUAUUCAACAAGAGUGCUCGUUGGAAACUGGGUGGAAGAGAGGAGGAAGUUCACCAAAGCCACUGACCGCACCCCGCAGUGCAUUUACAGGAAGGAAUAUGUCCCCUUCCCAGGCCACAGACCAGACCAUAUAUCCAGGUGGUACGGGAAAAGGAGAGUGGAGGGUCUCCCAUACAAGCACCUCAUCACCCACCACCAGGAGCCCUCUCAUCGGUACCUGAUCAGCACCUAUGAUGACCACUACAAUCGACACAAUUAUAACCCCGGGGUGCCUGCCCUGCGUACCUGGAACGGACAGAAAUUGCUGUGGCUGCCAGAGAAGUCUGACUUUCCCCUUCUCGCGCCCCCCACAAACUAUGGACUGUUGGAGCAGCUGAAACAGAAGUGGCUUGUGUCCAAGACCAGCCCGAGGGAAAGCAUUUAUACUACAUCCUACCCCAGGCUGCCGGCGUGUGCGAUGUCCAGGAGGGAGCAUGCCAUCCCGGUCCCUCCCCCUCGACUGCACCCCACCCCACACUUCUGAGAACUAACCACUCCAUUUGCAGUCCGGCCAGAGCCAGCAGGAGACCCACGGCCUCACUGGACUUGUCAGACAGCAAGCAUCGGCAGAUGUAGCCCAAGGAUUAAUUAUGGACCGUUGCUGUGUGUGUGUGUGUGUGUGUGUGUGUGUGUGUGUGUGUGUGUGUCUUGGAAUCAUGAUCUGUAUUUUGUGGUACCUUCUCUCUAAACUCAUAAAUUGUUUUUGUUUCCACCCCAUAAUUAAAGCUCCUUUACAAAACUGCAAAAA
This is a messenger RNA of Peromyscus leucopus (white-footed mouse), 1021 nucleotides long. It is a transcript of the gene Cfap107, whose product is annotated as chromosome 2 C1orf158 homolog. Bases 173 to 757 code for a protein of 194 amino acids. NCBI's taxonomy places the organism in Eukaryota, Metazoa, Chordata, Mammalia, Rodentia, Cricetidae. The record is from RefSeq and is a predicted model, not a curated record. The transcript is spliced from 4 exons.